AUGGCUCGGCUGUUUGGGUCCAUUCUCCUGCGGGGAGCGGUUCUCGCCCUUGGGACAGCGGCCCUGGGCGCGAGCGCGCGGUCCUGCACCCUGCCGCACGGCGCGGCGGGCACGUACGAGGCCGAGGACGCCGUGCUGACGGGAACGAGCGUCGACACGGCGCAGGCGGGGUACACGGGCGCGGGCUACGUGACGGGCUUCGACGCGAGCGGCGACAAGAUCACGUUCCACGUCGACAGCAGCAGCGUGGCGCUAUUCGACCUCAGCAUCCGGGCCGCGGCCGUGUACGGCGACAAGCGGACCACGGUGGUGCUCAACGGCGGGGCGAGCAGCGAAGUGUUCCUCGCCGCGGGCACCGCGUUCGCCACCGUCGCCGCCGGCCAGGUGCUGCUCACCACAGGCACCAACACCAUCGACGUCGUCAGCAACUGGGGCUGGUACCUGAUCGACAGCAUCACGCUGGCGCCGGCGGCCGUGCGAGACCCUGCACACGCCGGCGUCGUUGCGGCGCCCGUCAACAGCGCGCCGAGCGCUGGUGCCACCGCCCUGUACCGCUACCUGCGGUCAAUUUAUGGCAGAAAGAUCCUCGCGGGCCAGCAGGACCUCGAGUGGGCGGACUGGGUGGCGGCGCAGACGGGGGGGCGCGCGCCGGCGCUGGUGUCGGUCGACCUGAUGGACUACUCGCCGUCGCGCGUGGAAAGAGGGACGGUGGGGACGGCGGUCGAGGACGCGCUGGCGCACCACGCGCGCGGCGGCAUCGUGUCGGUGCUGUGGCACUGGAACGCGCCGGCCGGGCUGUACGACACGGAAGAGAACAGGUGGUGGUCGGGCUUCUACACGCGCGCCACCGACUUCGACGUGGCGGCGGCGCUGGCCGACGUCGCCGGCGCCAACUACACGCUGCUGCUGCGCGACGUCGACGCCGUCGCCGCCCAGCUGAAGAGGUUGCAGGCCGCCGGCGUGCCCGUGCUGUGGCGCCCGCUGCACGAGGCCGAGGGUGGCUGGUUCUGGUGGGGAGCCAAGGGGCCUGAGGCCGCCAAGCAGCUGUAUGCUCUGCUCUACGAGCGCCUGACCGUCUUCCACGGGCUCGACAACUUGCUGUGGGUGUGGAACUCGGUCGCGCCGGAAUGGUACCCCGGCGACGCUACUGUUGACAUUGUCAGCGCCGACGUCUAUGCCCAGGGCAACGGGCCCAUGUCGACGCAGUACAACCAGCUCGUCGACCUGGGCCGCGACUCCAAGAUGAUUGCGGCCGCCGAGGUGGGCGCGGCGCCGCUGCCGGACCUGCUGCAGGCGUACGGCGCCCACUGGCUGUGGUUCGCCGUCUGGGGCGACAACUUCGUCAACGGCCCGGACUGGAACUCGCUGGACACGCUAAAGAAGGUUUACUCGAGCGACUACGUCCUCACCCUCGACGAGAUCCAGGGCUGGCAGGGUUGA
Lasiosphaeria miniovina is the source of this 1440-nucleotide messenger RNA. RefSeq names its product GH26 endo-beta-1,4-mannanase. NCBI's taxonomy places the organism in Eukaryota, Fungi, Ascomycota, Sordariomycetes, Sordariales, Lasiosphaeriaceae. The record is from RefSeq and is a predicted model, not a curated record. The coding region runs from base 1 to 1440 and encodes 479 amino acids. Gene Ontology annotation, biological process: substituted mannan metabolic process. Gene Ontology annotation, molecular function: mannan endo-1,4-beta-mannosidase activity; carbohydrate binding. The transcript is spliced from 4 exons.